Fonsecaea nubica is the source of this 939-nucleotide messenger RNA. RefSeq lists its product as hypothetical. Lineage: Eukaryota; Fungi; Ascomycota; Eurotiomycetes; Chaetothyriales; Herpotrichiellaceae. The coding region runs from base 1 to 939 and encodes 312 amino acids. Gene Ontology annotation, molecular function: methyltransferase activity. The record is from RefSeq and is a predicted model, not a curated record. The transcript has 3 exons.
AUGGCUAGUGAUGAAACUGCGCAGAUCGCCUUGGAUGAAGACGAAGGGGUCACAGAGCUGGACGAUGGCGAGACGACCGCGUCUGUGCGUUCCAGCGUGCUGCAAAAUAAAGAGCAAUAUGGCAGACGAUACCACGCUUACAAGGAUGGGACAUACCAUCGACCAAAUGAUGAGGCUGAACUGGAGCGGCUCGAUAUAGCCCACGCCCUCUUUAAGAUCAUCAACCAGAACCGACUCCAUCUGGCGCCGCUGAAGUCUGACCCCGGCCGUGUUCUCGACCUCGGAGCCGGCACGGGAACCUGGGCCAUUGAAUUCGCCGAUGCGUAUCCUUCAGCCGAGGUGGUUGGCGUCGACAUCAGUCCCACCAUGUCCGAGAUCGUUCCGCCCAAUGUCCAGUUCGAGAUUGACGAUGUCCAGGACCAGUGGACAUACAGUAAGCAGGCAGACUUCAUUCACUGCCGGUACAUGGUCGGGUCGAUAGCAGACUGGCCAAAGCUGAUGCGUCAGUGUUAUGACAAUCUCAAACCGGGCGGCUGGGUCGAGUUUCAAGAUUUUGACCUCAACUACUAUUCUCAAGACGGGUCGUUGACCGAAGAGCACGCGGUCCGCCGCUGGCUCGCGCUGUGCCACCAGGCGGCUGGCAAAAUCGGCAGAACAUUACGCGUCGGCAAGCAUCUCGAGCAAUGGGUCAAGGAUUCCGGCUUCGUCAAUGUUCAGGCGGUCAGGGUUCCAGUGCCCAUUGGUCCUUGGCCGCGUGAUAAGAGACUGAAGCGGAUGGGCUUGGUCAACUGGACCCAGAUCUUUGAGGGCCUACAGGCUGUUAGCUUGAGGCUGUUCCUGGGCGUCCUUGGAUGGACCCAAGAUGAGCUGGAAUCACUGCUGGUCGAUGUCCGCAAGGACUUGAAAAACAGGGAGAUCCACGCCAUGUACGACGUGUAA